Molecule: messenger RNA, 843 nt
Organism: Hibiscus syriacus
Lineage: Eukaryota; Viridiplantae; Streptophyta; Magnoliopsida; Malvales; Malvaceae
Exons: 5
Coding region: 1-843 (280 amino acids)
Source: RefSeq, a predicted model, not a curated record
AUGGUUGUUUCCUUAAGGGCCCAUUCAAAGGGUAUAGAGAUUUCUGUAAAUGAUGUCCUACCACAAGAAGACAUAGAAAUCGUGCUAGACAAGUGUUUGCGAAUUGGACUGGAAGUAAAAAGAACAAAAGCAUAUCAAUUUUCCUUUUGGCAGAUUGUUAAGUCCUCCACUGAGAUAAAAGGGCAGAAGAACAAAGAUGCACUAUCCAAGAUCGAUGGCACAGUUGCAACUGAAAUGUUCAGUAAAAAAGAGAAAAUGUGGACCAAGGCUUUUCAAAAACUACAUGCCAAGUCGGAUAUAGUCGAUAAUGAUUUGUGUGAGGCAUUUAAUUCGAGCAUUGUUGAGUCAAGAUGGUGGCAACUUUAUGGGAUUCUUUGUCCUCAUGCUAGUUGUGCGAUAUGGCAUGGUGGUGGGGACCCAUAUGAGUUUUUGCACUUAUGUUAUGACAAAGACACUUACAGUAAAGCAUAUAAUUAUGUUUUACAACCUAUUAAUGGGCCUCACGAUUGGAAUAAAUAUGAACUUGAGUUUUUUCUUCCACCAGUUUACAGAGAUAUGUCUAGAAGGCCUAAGAAAAAUCAAUGGAAGUCAAAAGAUGAACCAAAAAAAGACAAGCCAGAACAUCUUAAUAGGACGGGUCUUAUUAUGACUUGUAGAAAUUGUGAUGCACAAGGACAUAAUAAAAGAUCAUAUUCUCGACCUAAAACUGCAAACCAGGAAGCAAUAGUGAUGGCAAUUCUUCAACAAGAUCGACAAUCCGGUUCAAAUAAUCCAAGGAAGUUGAAAGAAGCUGAAGAAUCUAUGGGCACUCAAGAAUCAGUUACACCAACGAAUAAUGAAUAA